CAUGAUGUGCGCGGGACGACGACAGCCUUUUCUUCCAGCACCCAUUGAGACGGGUCAAAAUCACUUAUAAAACACGCACGGACAAAGAAAGGACAUAUGUUUUAUCUUCGUGCACAGGAUGGAUCGGGGACAAAUCGGACGUCUGGAACUUGGGAAGUGCGCAUUGACCGUUAAGAACAGUGCAUCUGCAGCUUUUAAGUAGAAUGGAGUUGCACUAAACACAGUUGAGUUCUGGAUGUAUAUUGAUGUGAGAACGCAUCAGAGAGAAGUAUGGAAGACUUUGUUUGUUGGCAGUUAAGUGAACCUUUGCCCAAGUGCGUGAUGACAGAAGAAAAUGUUUUUCUAAUGUCUUUUGUGAAAUGCGCAUCUCUGGUUGGUUCUCAAGCGCAUUUUCUCCGGUUCUGGACCGCGGUGUGAACUGGAAACGUACGAUUAUCUGCUGUCAUUAACGAGGACAAAUCACACGGACGCGGCGGAAAUCCGAUCGAUAGACUGUACCGAGAAGCUCAUAUAUAGGCUAAUGAUCGUGCCUGCCUAUGUUUGCUUAACCUGUUUGGGAGAGUGUGCUGUGGGACUGUGAAUAAACUGCUGACGAGGUACUGAAUGAAACACUCUUCAUUAGACACUAACAAAAUUAAGGAUCUUGAUUUUUUUUCUUCAUUUUUAAACAACCAUGCUCAUCGAGAAAGUGUGAAAUUAUGAUAUAUAUUUUAAAAGAUGACUUCUACAGUCAGCAGAGCGAUGGAUGGUCCACAUCAACCAGUUGCUCGGCUGUACGUAGCUGCUUAGUUCCCAGUGUGAGCACUCUCAGUUUGGACACGAUUUGGAAUUAUGGGGUGACUGCUCAUUCCACUCGGUGAAAAAGCCAUGGAUGUGAAUUACUCCACGGUUCUGGACAGCAGUGUAUCCCAGCGUGAUUCAUCCAAGCGAGUUUUGACUGGUUGUUUCCUCUCGUUGCUCAUCCUGACCACCCUGCUGGGCAACACGCUGGUCUGCGCUGCGGUCACAAAAUUUCGCCACCUCCGCUCCAAAGUCACCAACUUUUUUGUUAUAUCGCUGGCUAUCUCAGACCUGCUGGUGGCCAUUUUGGUGAUGCCAUGGAAAGCGGCGACCGAGAUAGUCGGCUUCUGGCCGUUCGGCGCCUUCUGCAACGUCUGGGUGGCCUUUGACAUCAUGUGUUCCACCGCCUCCAUCUUGAACCUCUGCGUCAUCAGCGUGGACCGCUACUGGGCCAUCUCUAGCCCAUUCCGCUACGAGCGCAAAAUGACACCAAGGGUGGCGUUCAUCAUGAUCAGCUUGGCGUGGACACUGUCCAUCCUUAUCUCCUUCAUUCCCGUGCAGCUGAACUGGCACAAAGCACAGGCGACCAGCUACACAGAGCUGAACGGAACCUUCGGCGAGCUACCCCCGGACAACUGUGACUCCAGCCUUAAUCGGACGUACGCCAUCUCUUCUUCGCUCAUCAGUUUUUACAUCCCCGUGGCCAUUAUGCUGGUCACCUACACCCGAAUCUACCGCAUCGCCCAGAAGCAGAUACGCCGGAUCUCCGCCCUGGAGCGAGCGGCGGAGAGUGCCAAGAACCGCCACAGCAGCAUGGGAAACAAUGCAAGUAUGGAGUCUGAAAGUUCUUUUAAGAUGUCCUUCAAGCGUGAAACCAAAGUUCUCAAAACCCUGUCGGUCAUCAUGGGCGUGUUUGUGUGCUGCUGGUUGCCCUUCUUUAUAUUGAACUGCAUGGUUCCCUUCUGCAACCCCAAUGAGAGCGGAGACUUCCCGUGCAUCAGUUCCACCACCUUCGAUGUCUUCGUCUGGUUCGGUUGGGCCAACUCCUCGCUCAACCCCAUCAUCUAUGCCUUCAACGCUGACUUCCGAAAAGCGUUCUCCAUCCUGCUGGGCUGCCACAGACUCUGCCCCGGGAGUAACGCUAUAGAGAUUGUGAGUAUUAACAACAACGGGGCAUCUCAGUCUGCUUCUCACUAUCAGCCUAAGGGCCACAUCCCUAAAGAGAGCAGCAACAGCAACUUUGUCAUUCCACACAGUAUCAUUUGCCAGGAAGAGGAGACCCAAAAAAGAGAAGAUGACUCUGGGAUAAAGACCUUUGAGAAACUGUCUCCGUCCCUGUCGGCCAACUUGGAUAGCGAUGCUGAUGUUUCCCUAGAAAAGAUCAACCCCAUAACCCAAAACGGGCAGCACAAAUCCGUGCCAUGAUGAGUAUGUCUGGUAACACAUAACAGCUGCAAAGAAUUGCUUGGUAUUUAUGUCCCCCUAAAAAACAGCUUCACAGAGAACCUUAAAAACAUUUUUUGGACUAACUAAAUGAAACUUGUAGAAAACAAAAGAAUGUUCCAAUUGAAGGCACUUUAUGCUGGAUAACUAUCUGCAAAAUUUUGGCAGCGUUCAUUAUUGACGUUAACAGGUCAGUCGUCACAAGACAUGAACAGAAAGUAAUGUGAACAAACCAUGUGAGUUUAUGUAUACAUGUUAUGCAUUUUAAAUGUGUAUACAUGUGCACGACUCUCCGGUGAAGCUGUUAAUACAAAAAGAGUUAGUAGUUCAUUAGUAAAUAUCUUGUAGGUGAGCGGUUACAGCUCACAAGUAGAGGUAUUUGGUUGCCUCUACUGUCGAGAAUACAAUGUACAUAGUGUUGUUUAUAUUUUUCACCGUUUAUCAGAGUUGGCUAAGUCAACAGCUCCUUACGCUGCUAGUUGUGAUCAUUGUAUUCCAGCAAACAGGUAUACGUGCAAACCACCCCAUAAUGUGACAGAGAGCCUGUUUCAGUCUUCUAUGUGCUUUGGUGUGAUCGCAGAAACGGGAACGGCUUUUCUGCCCUUUGAUUUAUCAGAUGGAGAAGUGGCCAUGAUAUUUGGAUGUAAUUUUUCACAUUUUUGUGUCAGAAACCGCUUCCAUCCCCAACCCUCUCCCAUGUUGUCAACCCUUUGCUUGUCACCGCGCAAAACAGCACAGGGCGAGAUAUAAUCCCAGCGUAAUCUCGUCGGUCAUUACUGACACUUCUAUUGUCAUUACUUUCCCAUUUCAAGCGCUUCGAAGGGUAAAAGGAGCCAUGCGUAAGAGGCCUGUCAAUGUAUUAGUAUCCAUCACAUGGUUUAGUUCAACUGUAGGCUUUCGUCUUUGAAAGAUGCCUGAUGUGGAUUAGUAGCUAUUUCAGCCUCUCAUUAAUUUCAUCCACUAUAAAUGUACAAAAGUUGUUCUGGGCACCAUGACUGCCUUUAAAAAAGAAAAAAAAGAAAGAUGUCUUUUUUUCGCCAACUCUAUGUGAAUGAACUGUGAUCUUGAACAGCGUGAAUUAGCGUUAGUGUAUAACAUCAUUUUUUUGUUAUUGUAUCUUAUGCAACGCAUCCGUCCAACCACCCAGAAAGCAAUCGACAUAUUGUGACCUUUCUGAAAGCAGUGAACACCAUAGGAUGCCCUCCGUAGUACUUCCUAGUGCUUCAAAGCCUAUCUAGUUUGAAAACAAGUGCAGAGUUCUGUCUCUGAGCUGUUAUGCCAGCUGUCGGAUGGGAGAUUAGGAACAUAUGUCGCCAUCCUUAGAUACAGUAUGCCAUGAAACAAUUGAACCAAUUUAUCUCAGCCGUUCUUUGUCCAAGCAAAUUCUGUGAUGUAUGCACCGCCGUCCUACUUUUAAUAAUUUGUUGAGCUGUUUUGUAAGGUUAUGCAACUGCCCUUGAUCUAAGUUAAUUCCAGGCCCUGCGCUUCCCAUGAACAUCAGGAUUUGACACACAUGGGCUUGUUCUCAGAGUGCAUUAUAAAAGAAAUCUCAAGCGAAAUGCAAACCAACAUGAUUACUGUAAAUCAAUGACGAUAGAUUUCCCCUUUUGCGGCUGUUGUUGGAAAUCAAAUAGGCACUCGCUGAUACUUAAGUGAUGCCAAAAUGCUGAAGUGAUCCCGAUUAGCAAUCUUGUCCAGCUCUCUGAUCUCCUUUCCUCUCCAAAUGCUUUGUGCUUUGAAAUCUCGACAGAAUUAACUUUGACUGUUCGAUCUAUAUGAAUUGAGGUUUUAAACCUAAACGAGACAGAUAAAUAGAAACUAAAGUAAACAUACUUUUCUAAAAUUGGUCAUUUAUCCGCUCCAGGGAUUUUUCCAUAAAUCAAUGUUUAUUCUCUCUGCUUGCCAACAACCCCCUCUUCACAAUGCUGCUAUGGAAAUAUUCAUCUUUAGCUUCAGAAAGUUUGAUAAUUUUGGCUUUUGAAACGACACAUAAUCUAUUCCCUCCAAUGGGGCCAUUAGCAUUUAAAACGUGCCACCGUGACCUUCGGAAAACUCCCGGGUGUUUUUUUUCUUAAACAACAAAUGCUAAGGUAUUCCCAGUAACACUCGCCGAACCUUGUGUUGUCCUUUAAUUAGAUGUGAAUAAAAAAGCACGGAGCCAAGUUCUCAUUUUCUUUCUUACCAAAGAUUGCAGGUCUUUUGAAUUAGCAGGUGUUGAUUUAUACAGUUAUGGACCAGAAACCAGUGAUUUCAACUAGAUUGUUGUCAGUCCCUUGAUGAAAAUGACAAUCGGUGUCAAUUGCAACUGUGUACAGUACUGUGCGAGGGGUAGAUUUUCUUUUUCUAUGUCUUGCUUGAUGGGGCCAGUACAAGGCCCUUCAUCAGCUGCGUUGGACCACGAUUUUUUAGGGGUUAUUUUGCACUCUUUCCUCAGAUACUCGACCAAGAAGCGCAUUGUAACAUAAACAGGAGAAAACAUAAACUGUGUUGUAAGAUGUUAUAAUAAAGAUGUGAACACAAGUGCUUUAUAUCUUGAAGUCCUUAAUGUGAGUAGAGAAUACAAAUGUAUGUGUUUUUCUCAUGUGGGUUUGUCAUGCAGUAAAAGUGCCAUACUUUUACCGUACAGUUAUCAUAAUUUUGCCAGGUGAAACGUGUUCCUGGAUUAAUAAACUUAAAUUGGUCCUGGAAUUAUAUUUUUGUCAUACAAACAUAACCGUAAGGCCAUUUCUGCUUGACAGGGAUGUUGUUCCUGCACCAAUAUGAAUGUUGAUACAGUAACAAAACCUACUUGGCAAUAUUACGGUCACUAUACAGUUUCAUAUGUGUGCUUCAAGUUUUACCCAACAAAUUUAUUACAGUAACUAGUUUACAGUUUGUAUAAAAUGGUCCCUUUCUAUUUGCUAAAU
This is a messenger RNA of Triplophysa rosa, 5129 nucleotides long. It is a transcript of the gene drd1b, whose product is annotated as dopamine receptor D1b. The record is from RefSeq and is a predicted model, not a curated record. The transcript has a single exon. Gene Ontology annotation, biological process: G protein-coupled dopamine receptor signaling pathway; adenylate cyclase-activating adrenergic receptor signaling pathway; vasodilation. NCBI's taxonomy places the organism in Eukaryota, Metazoa, Chordata, Actinopteri, Cypriniformes, Nemacheilidae. Bases 868 to 2205 code for a protein of 445 amino acids. Gene Ontology annotation, cellular component: plasma membrane. Gene Ontology annotation, molecular function: G protein-coupled receptor activity; dopamine neurotransmitter receptor activity, coupled via Gs.